Entelurus aequoreus (snake pipefish) is the source of this 4408-nucleotide messenger RNA. It is a transcript of the gene kif4, whose product is annotated as kinesin family member 4. Bases 327 to 4067 code for a protein of 1246 amino acids. Gene Ontology annotation, biological process: mitotic spindle organization; microtubule-based movement. The record is from RefSeq and is a predicted model, not a curated record. Gene Ontology annotation, molecular function: ATP binding; microtubule binding; microtubule motor activity. The transcript has 32 exons. NCBI's taxonomy places the organism in Eukaryota, Metazoa, Chordata, Actinopteri, Syngnathiformes, Syngnathidae.
GAAGAAUAAAGGGGAGGACCUAAAAAUUUGAAAGUCGCGGGCAGAAACUGCACCCAAGUACUCGAAAGUGUUUUACUCGGAUUUAAAAUAUCAAAUUGGAUAAUAGUUUUACUGUGAGCUUUCGAUUCAGACUGACUAAUGAGGUUGUUGGUACAUAUUAGCCGCGUAUACCGAACCCGUUUCUGUGAAAUUUAAACAUUGUUACCCACGACAAAGACAAGCGUACAGAAGGACCCUCUGCAAAAACGCUAGUCAAAGAUCAUCUCUAUGACAGCACUCUAGAUCUAACAAUCUGCUGUAAAAAUACUACAUUGGUACCGAACACCAUGGCCAAUGAGGUUGUGAAGGCGAUACCAGUGCGGGUCGCCUUGAGAUGUCGUCCUUUGGUGCUAAAAGAAAUCAAUGAGGGAUGUCAGUGCUGCCUCACUUUUGUGCCAGGGGAGCCACAGGUGGUUGUUGGCACAGAGAAGGCGUUUACCUAUGAUUAUGUAUUCGAUCCUACUGCAGAGCAAGAGGAAGUCUUCAGUACUGCUGUGUCCCCCUUAUUGCGUGGGCUCUUUAAAGGCUACCAUGCUACUGUUCUUGCAUAUGGACAGACAGGGUCUGGAAAGACCUUUUCCAUGGGGGGAGCGUACACGUCCGCUCAAGAGAAUGAGUCCUCUGUCGGCGUUAUUCCACGAGUUAUCAGGAGAGUCUAUGACGAAAAAGACAAGAGGACUGACUGUGAAUUCUUCCUGGCAGUAUCAUAUCUGGAGGUCUACAAUGAGGAUGUGUUGGAUUUGUUAUGUCCCUCUAAGGAUAAACCUGCUAUGAGCAUUCGGGAGGACCCCAAAGAAGGUAUUAAGAUUGUGGGGUUAACGGAGAAGCAGGUGGUCUCCGCUGAGGAGAUGGUGAGCUGCUUGGAACUUGGAAACUCAGCUCGCACCGUUGGCUCCACGGCAAUGAAUGCUGCAUCAUCGCGCUCUCACGCCAUCUUCACAAUCACACUUGAGCAGCGCAAAGGGAAAGACAAAGGUGACUCCAUAAUUUCUAAACUACACCUAGUGGAUCUGGCUGGUUCAGAGAGGCAGAAGAAAACCAAAGCAGAGGGUGAUCGUUUAAAAGAAGGCAUCAGCAUCAAUCGAGGCCUUUUGUCUUUGGGUAAUGUGAUCAGCGCCCUGGGGGAUGAAAGCAAAAAAAAUGCCUUUGUCCCUUACCGAGACUCCAAACUCACUCGCCUGUUACAAGAUUCCUUGGGAGGCAACAGCCACACACUGAUGAUUGCAUGCGUCAGUCCUGCAGACUCCAACAUGGAGGAGACCAUCAACACGCUACGAUACGCUGACCGAGCUCGCAAGAUUAAAAAUAAGCCUGUUGUCAACGUUGACCCCAGGGCGGCAGAAAUGGGCCGUUUGAAGCAACAGGUACAAGAGCUGCAAGUGAUGCUACUUCAUGCACGUGGAGGGGUUGCACCAGUACUCUCUGGGCCAGAAUCUGGGCAGAAUUUAAAUAAGCUGCUUGAACGGAAUCGCACUCUGCAGGAUGAGAACAACAAAUUGAGUAUGGAGCUGAGUGAGGCAGCAGGACAAACCGCCCUCAUGUUUGAGAAGAUCAUUAUGACUGAACAAACAAAUGAGAAACUGCAAAGCAAACUGGAACAACUGCAGCACCAUUCAGCUUGCACAGUGAAUCUUGAGAAACUGCUGUCAACACUUGAAGAUCAGGAGUUGAAGGAGAAUGUCGAGGUGAUGAAAAACCUGCAAGAUGUCAUCUUGGAGCUUAAGAGCGAGAGUGCGAGUAUUGCUGCCUCAAUUGACGCCAUGGCUCCAGAAGUCGAUGCAUCGGAUAGACCAGACGAUGGCAAUAACAAUGGACUUGAUGAUUCUCCAUCAAAUACCAAUGCAACUGCUGGCAAAGAUUCACCAGAUGGCUUUACAGCCCAUCAUGCGCUACGACAGGCCCAGCUCUCCAAGGAGUUGAUUGAACUCAACAAAGUGUUGAGUUUGAAGGAGGCAUUUGUUAAGAAGAUGUGCCAGAAUGACAACCAUCUGGACUCCAUGCAGUCAGAACAUUGGAAUAAUGUACAGUCUCUACAGUCUGCAGUGGAUUCUCUGCAAAAGGAGAAAGAGAAGCUUGUUUUGGCACUCCAGUCUGCAAAGAAAGGCACCAACCAGGCUAUCCUGAGUGAACAGCGGAGAAAGCAACUGCAGAAGCUGGAGGGGCAACUCGGAGACAUGAAGAAGAAACUUCUUGAGCAGUCAAAACUGCUCAAGCUCAAGGAGUCUUCUGUUCAGAGAGUCGGCAAGCUUGUUCAGGAAAUACAGGCAAUGAAGAACCAGCGUACACAGCUGAUGAGGCAGAUGAGGGACGACUCUGAGAAAUUUCGACAGUGGAAAGGCCAGAAGGACAGAGAAGUGCUGCAACUCAAGGAGAAGGAUCGUAAACGCCAAUAUGAGUUGCUUAAACUUGAGAGGGAUUUCCAGAAACAGGCCAAUGUCCUGCGGCGGAAAACUGAGGAGGCUGCAGCUGCCAACAAGCGACUCAAAGAUGCUCUGCAGAAGAGAAGAGAAGCAACAGAGAAACGCAAAGAUUCUCAGAACCGAGGGAUGGAGGGAGCGGCUGCAAGAGUGAAGACUUGGCUUCUCAAUGAAGUGGAGGUGAUGGUCAGCACGGAGGAGGCCCGUCGCCACCUCAAAGACCUACUGGAGGACCGAAAAGUUUUGGCACUGGAGAUAAACCACCUGAAGCAGCAGAUUGAUGCUGGGGGGCGACCUGCAGCCAAAAUCAGGCGUCGGACAUUAAUCAUAUCUGAGUUGGAGACUCAGGGGGCGCUGGAGACGCCUCUGACCAAACAGUUGGAAAACUUAAAGACAGAGAUGGAGCUCAGAAAUGCACAGAUUGCUGACCUUCAGCAGAAAGUCCUUGCUGCAGACGGUGAGGGACGUCUGAAACAGCGCAUAGACGGCCUCAAAAACAUUGUUGAUGCCAAGAGUGCAGUCAGGGUCCUGAUAGCUGAGCUGGUGUCUGCUAAAACAACCACAGCCAAGCUAGAGAGCGAACUCCAACAGGAGAAAGGAAACGGUUCAGACUUAAGGAAACUGGUAGCUGAUGAGAGAAAUGUAAUGUCCACCAUGGAUAUGGAACACCAGCAGCAGCUAGUGGAAUUAGAGCAGAGGCAUCAGGAAAAGGUUCUUUAUCUCCUCAACCAGCUCCAGAGCAAACCCAUCGGCGGAGAAUCCGACGAAAGGAAGCAGAAAGACGAGGAGACUCCAAAAGAGAGAGAGCUCCUGCAACGUCUUAAAAUUCAGGAAGAAGAGCUGGAAAAACUGCGUAAUUUAAGUGAGCAGAACCAGAAACUGGUGGAACAGAAUGAACAGUUCAGACAGAAACUCUCGCUUCUCCAUAUAGCAGCAGGAAAGAAAGUCCUCAUGCCGAACACAAAUAAUGACAAGAGCUUGGAUGAUACAUUUGAGUAUCUUCCUCCAAAGCCUAAAGGGAAGCGCUUCACUACAGCUAAACCGCAGAUCAACAUUGAAGACCUGAUGUGUUCCAGCGACGACGAGAAGGACGACGAAGAGGACGAGUGGCAUCCUGAGAAACUGGAGAAGGGACGCAGAGUCUCCAAGAAGCCAAAAGCCACUGGGUGUUCGUGUAAAGGUCGCUGUGGCAACAGGCAGUGCCGUUGUCGUAAAGGCAAGAUGAACUGUGGAGAGAACUGUCAGUGUGAUCAUGAGAAAUGUCGGAAUAUGGACAGCCAGGCGCUUGCUCAGAAUGCGAGUCAGGUUGAAAAUGUUUCGAGAGACUCUCCAUCCCUUCAAGACCAGACCACUGCCAGUCCAGACACCACGUUCUUCAGGCCGCCGUCGUGCACGCCAACCAAGAAGGUGCUUGAGGAAAUCGGAGACAUAAGACACACCCAGACAGACCUGAAGUCGGUGUCUAAGCCUGUCCUGCUAGAGGAAGAGGAGAAAGUUGAUCAGCAGGAAGACCAAACCUCAGUUAGCUUCCUCAAGAAGAAGAAACGACUCCUCACAAGUUUUCAUGACAGUUUCUUCUCUGGCUGCGCUCCAAUCAGAGAGGAAUUUUAGACCGUUUUAGUUGUUCGUCUUUAUGUAACUGGAAAAUAGCUGUGACUUAUGUCCAUUUAAGAACUUAUUACUGCACAGUUAUAUGACCAUCUUUUAUCUUUUUUAAGACUUCAUCCAUUUCCUUCCUGUCUUGCACUUCCAAUGAAAUUCUUCUGUGUUUGUUUCGUUGUUUAUAAUUUAUUUCCUUCAUUUUGCUAGAUUGUGUCGAUUUUGAAAAUUCCUCUGAUUAGAUUUUUUUCUUAGCCUAAAGACAUUUAAAUACAUUUGUGUUCAUGUUACACAAUCUACAGAUUCUUUAAGUCUUGUCUUUUUAAAGGAAAAAUAAAAUGUCUUCAUUAACA